Molecule: messenger RNA, 309 nt
Organism: Porites lobata
Lineage: Eukaryota; Metazoa; Cnidaria; Anthozoa; Scleractinia; Poritidae
Source: the annotation of a GenBank genome assembly
AUGCAGCUCGGCCAGAACAAAAAGGUACACUGGGCCCUGAACCUAGAGGAAAUUUCGUAUUUUACUCCACACGCCGAAAGCAAGAAUACCCAGUCGUUGAUGAAGAAACUGAAGAUAAAGGCCCGCAAUUUAAAGAACAAUACACUUAGUACGCUUUGCGACUGCGAACUCGCACAUAAACUACAAGAAAGAUUUGCUCGCAUCGGGGAGAGGUUUCCGCGAUUUAACUGCGAUAAUGAAAUACAUGAAAUACAAGCAGAAGAUGUCGACUUUAACAAGUAUUGGGAUGAGCUAUUCGAACUUUAUGGG